This is a messenger RNA of Triticum urartu, 1637 nucleotides long. Its product is annotated as putative UDP-arabinose 4-epimerase 1. NCBI's taxonomy places the organism in Eukaryota, Viridiplantae, Streptophyta, Magnoliopsida, Poales, Poaceae. Gene Ontology annotation, molecular function: UDP-glucose 4-epimerase activity. The record is from RefSeq and is a predicted model, not a curated record. Gene Ontology annotation, biological process: galactose metabolic process.
CAUCCUCGCCACAUUUCCCUUUCCCUUUCCGUUCCCACUCCCACGAUUCACUCGUUCAUCCAUUGGCUGUACGCCCCUUCCCUCCCCUGCCCCGGUCACAAAGCUCAUUACUUUUUCUCGUGUCCGCCUUCCUUCCUCCCCUGCAAUCCUUUCUCUGUUCCGCUGUAAAGGCGGAGCAGCCUGGAACAGGGUUGUUGGAUCUGACCGGCUAUCUCUGAGUCGAGGAGACUCGCCGCCAGAUGCUGCCCACCGGCAGGAGCAGGCCUCAGCCCAGGCCCGCGCCCAGAUCUUGGUCCUUCUCAGACAUGGACUUCUCUGAUCCGAAGCGCAACUCCAGGUACCUCAGCAAGAUCAUCAUGGUCGCGCUCCUCACGGCCAUGUGCGUUGUCAUGCUCACCCAGCCGCCCUGCCAUAGGAAGGCUCCCAGCGUGUUCUCCAUCCAUGAACUCGGAGUAACACAUGUGUUGGUGACGGGUGGCGCUGGCUACAUAGGAUCGCAUGCGGCUCUUCGAUUGCUCAAAGACUCCUUCAGAGUCACCAUUGUGGAUAAUCUCUCAAGAGGAAAUAUCGGGGCGGUCAAGGUUCUUCAGAACUUGUUUCCUGAUCCUGGGCGAUUGCAAUUCAUACAUGCUGAUUUAGGCGAUCCAAAAGCUGUUAACAGAAUAUUCGCAGAGAAUGCAUUUGAUGCCGUCAUGCACUUCGCUGCUGUCGCGUAUGUGGGAGAGAGCACGCUUGAGCCUCUGAGGUACUAUCAUAACAUCACUGCAAACACUUUGGUUGUGCUAGAAGCCAUGGCGACGCACAAUGUUAAAACCCUGAUCUACUCUAGCACAUGUGCCACCUACGGGGAACCCGAGAAGAUGCCUAUCACUGAAGAAACUCCCCAGUUUCCUAUAAACCCAUAUGGCAAGGCCAAGAAAAUGGCAGAGGAUAUCAUUUUGGACUUCUCCAAGUCGAGGAAAUCAGACAUGUCGGUGAUGAUCCUGAGAUACUUCAACGUCAUCGGUUCUGACCCAGAAGGAAGGCUGGGUGAGGCUCCACCACCCGAAUUGCGUGAGCAUGGCCGUAUAUCCGGUGCGUGCUUCGACGCGGCACUAGGAAUAAUCCCAGGCUUGAAGGUCAAAGGUACCGACUACGAAACGGCCGACGGGACUUGCGUAAGAGAUUACAUCGAUGUCACCGACCUGGUGGAUGCCCACGUGAAAGCGCUCAACAAGGCAGAGAGAGGCAAAGUUGGCAUAUACAAUGUUGGCACCGGAAGAGGUAGGUCGGUGAAGGAGUUUGUGGAGGCUUGCAAGAAGGCGACCGGAGUCGACAUCAAGGUCGACUACUUCCCUCGCCGCCCCGGUGACUAUGCCGAAGUGUACAGCAACCCCGCAAGGAUCAACCGCGAGCUAAACUGGACAGCCCAGCACACCGAACUCCAGGAGAGCCUCAGGGUCGCGUGGACAUGGCAGAAGAAGCACCGGAGUGGCUAUGCAGACUCGGGUCGAUAUAUUUUUUGACUCAACUCACAGAGAUAGCAGUUACACAUAAUUUAUAUAGCGUGUAUGGUCAUUUGUUCAAUUCCUGGGAUUUUAUUUAUAUAUGGGAAGUUCACCAGUUCGUUAUAAAUAUCGAUAUGUUCUUUCACUGAA